CUGGAGGCAAACAAAGGCGAGAUAGUCGGGAUGAAUGUGAUGGUUUUGAAUUGAAUGAAAUAAAUAAAUUAUGUUUUGUGAUUAUGGAUAUAUUGAAUAAAAAUAAAAGUGCAAUCAUUUCAUUGGAAGUGAGACACUACGAGUGUGAAGUGAAUGAGAUAGUGAAUACAGUCAGCACUGAUGUGGUGCGGAGUGACAGAUGAUCUAGAUUGAAUAGUGGUGGAGUGCUACAUAUAACCUAAUUAUACUCUAAUUAGUAAUUUGUGUCCUUUUUAUUAAAUUUAACUCUCUUAUUCUUUUUUCAUAUAUACUCCAUAUAUUUUGUGUAAAUUUUAGUCAAAUUCAUAUUUUUUAAAAAUUUAGAUUUGUUUUUUUUUUUUAAAAAAAAUAUAGAAAAUUUAAACAUGCACGUGAGAGGGGCGAGAGGAAUGAUUUAGAAUCCCAUUCCUAGAUGAUGUCUACUAGUACUUGUUUAGUUGUUUAUCCCACACGCCGCGCCACCCCACCUCAAAGAGCUUCUCCAUAAUUCUCUUCUCGCCCCCUCACUCCCAUUCGUCGAAGUAGGGCAGGCGAGUGCUGCGGCGGCGGCGGAGGCGACAUGGCCAUGUGCGGAAUGGGGAUGGACGAGCAGCGGCGGAAAUGCUCGCAGUGGGCGGCGGAGCACAUGGGGUAUUGCUUGUGCGGCACUAAGGAUGGGGUUUCUCUGGUUCUCGGAGCUUUGAGUGUGCUGAGUUGGGUGGUGGCUGAGAUUCCUCAGAUCAUUACCAAUUUCAGGGAUAAAUCCACCGAGGGCCUCUCCUUUUGGUUCCUCAUAACAUGGAUUAUUGGGGAUCUUUGCAACAUCUUUGGCUGCCUUCUGGAACCAGCUACUCUUCCGACUCAACUCUACAUGGCAAUGUUUUUUGCAUUGACUACCUUCUUUCUUGCCGGGCAAGCGCUAUACUAUUCUCAUAUCUAUCCACGACUGAAGUCCAACAGAAGGUCUCAUAAGGCUGAUGAGGAUGGCAUAUUUGAAAAGAGAAUGGAGCAUAACUACACUGCAGAGAUCAUACCAAGUAAUCAUCCCAGUGGACUGAGUGCUGGAAAAUCCAUACCUGCCUCUGGUGCUAUUCCUAGCUCACCAAUUCCCCUGCCCAGAAGCUCUAACAGUUCAUCAUUGGAAAAAGAUUUAUAUUACAAGUCUGCGAGAUCUCUAUCAAUGAGUCACACUCCUCCAGUUGGGUCUUUUCCAUCGCACAAAGCACUUGUUACAGAUGUUGAAAAGCAUUCUGUUACUACGCCAUUGCUUGGUGAAGUGCUUCCAGCUCAUUCUCCACCUACUCCAAAAACAAAAAGCAUGCUUUGUGUGGCUUCCUUAUUAACCUGCCUUGUUGGUGGAUGGAAUCACCACAAUACAAAAAACACCAAUAGUGGAAUUUUUCUUCAAAAACAAACUGGAAGAGUCCUGCUGCUUGGAAGAAAGCUUUUACAGGAAAAUGGUGGUCUUCUGCUUCACAGUCAAUCCAACCAGAUCAAUGGGAUUGCAGCAGUUCUUGGCUGGGCAAUGGCAGUUAUUUACAUUGGUGGGCGUCUGCCACAGAUACGGUUAAAUGUCAGGAGGGGAAAUGUUGAAGGGCUAAAUCCGCUAAUGUUCAUGUUUGCACUGUUUGGGAACAUCUCGUAUGUAGCUAGCAUUCUUGUCAGCAGCUUGGACUGGUCAAAAAUUGGACCAAACAUGCCUUGGCUGGUUGAUGCAAGUGGCUGUGUACUCCUUGAUACCUUUAUACUCAUUCAGUUUUUUUAUUAUCGUAAUCGCGUAAGACGUGGAGUCGAGAUUAAGCAUGGAAAUGGCAGCCACUAGAAUUGGUCCCCACAAAGAACAUAAUUUGCAACAAAGGGGGGCUACCAGUGAACAAGUUUUGCACAGUGCAUUGAAGGAGGAGCUGGAUUGCAGUGAAGCGAAAGAUUACCCCACCCCCACCCCCACCCCCACCCCAUCCACCCAUUGCUCGUUUACUAUUUUAUUAGAUACACUCACUCAUACACCCUUAAUUGAGUUCAUUCCUUGUCAAUUUACCGUUAUAAUUUUCUUGAUACAUUGAAAAGUGGAAGGAUGUAGAUAUACUUAUGUCUAUAUUCAUUCAUUUUCACUAUAUCAAGAAACCCAUAGAAGCCAUAGGUUGUGCUAGUUAGGAGCUUCUUAGAGACUUUAGGUUGAAAUUAUGCACUAGUGUUUUAGGUGCUGCUAUAUUACUAGACCAAUGUGCUUGUUACUCUAUUAUUUAUUGACAGUGGGCAGUCAUUCAUAGCAAAGUAAACUUCACCACAAUAA
Messenger RNA from Cuscuta campestris, 2311 nucleotides. Lineage: Eukaryota; Viridiplantae; Streptophyta; Magnoliopsida; Solanales; Convolvulaceae. The record is from the annotation of a GenBank genome assembly.